Molecule: messenger RNA, 899 nt
Organism: Rhagoletis zephyria (snowberry fruit fly)
Lineage: Eukaryota; Metazoa; Arthropoda; Insecta; Diptera; Tephritidae
Source: RefSeq, a predicted model, not a curated record
GGAAUGGUGGUGCAAAACUCAAGGAAAAUGUGCGAAGUCACACUCUGCUCAGCAGAUCGAGCCCAUAAAAUAAAGACCCAAGCCAUUAUGUUGCCCCAAUUGACCCAUUUUCUCCCCACUUCGAAUAUCUCUCAUAUUAACUUAGAAGAGAUAAAGCAAUUAAGGCUCGCCGAUCCCAACUGUUUCACCCCAAAUAAAAUUGAUAUGGUAAUCGGCAGUGACCUAAUCCCCCGAAUUAUCCUACAAGGGCUGCAACAAAACAUAAGCGGAAGUCUCAUAGCGCAGAACACGAUAUUCGGAUGGAUUCUAAGCGGCCCAAUCCAGGAGAGGAUCUCCACCUUUACCACCCAGGUAACCGAACCCCAGGAGGAAUCAUUAAACUCACUGCUGAAGAAGUUUUGGGAUGAGGAGGAGUUCUGCGAGGACCUGUAUCAACGCACAACAACCGCAGAUGGACGAUAUAUGGUGAAGCUACCCAUAAAACCCGAAUUCCCAGACCCCAUGGCUCUAGGUCACUCUCGACUAGCAGCGCAGCAGCAGUAUAUCAGCAUCGAAAGGACUGUGGAGAAAAAACCUGGCCUCUGCAAAAGGUACUCAGAAGUUCUGGAAGAAUACAUCACCAUGGACCAUAUGGAGCCCACCUCAUCCCAAGAAGUCAUCAAAGACGGUAAAUACUUCUCCUUUUAUUUACCGCACCAUGCUGUCAUAAAACCCGACAGCAAAACAACAAAAGUACGCGUAGUCUUCAAUGCUUCCAGAAUAUCCCACUCUGGAAACUCCCUCAAUGACGUACUAUACACUGGCCCAACCCUUCAAAACGACUCGAUGCUUAUCAUUCUCCGAUGGCGUCUCUACAAGUUUGUUUUUAAUGGCGACAUCGAAUAGAUGUAUCGCCAAAU